Molecule: messenger RNA, 1820 nt
Organism: Polyodon spathula (Mississippi paddlefish)
Lineage: Eukaryota; Metazoa; Chordata; Actinopteri; Acipenseriformes; Polyodontidae
Product: secretogranin-3-like
Exons: 13
Coding region: 369-1820 (483 amino acids)
Biological process (GO): protein localization to secretory granule
Cellular component (GO): secretory granule membrane
Source: RefSeq, a predicted model, not a curated record
AACCAACACAUCUAUUUCUUCCAGAUGCCAUAGCCAUCGGACAAACAGUAGACUCAUACGGGGCUUUGAACCUGAGAGCAUACUAGCUGAUCUGGUUAUAGCUGGCGACCUGAUUUCAGCACCACUGAGACUGAACAGCUCCACACAGUGGAUUUGAAAUCUGCUUUGGCGCCACUGAAGCUUAACCUCUGCGAACUGGACAACUAAUCUAGAAAGUCACUGACAAAGAACAAGGUUAAAAGGAGCUGUCCAACAGUUCAGCAGCUACUCGGGGUAUACCCAGUUGGAUUGUAAAGUAUCAGAGAAUCGCACAGCUGACCAGGAGCUGCCCUCACAUACCACCGGCAUUAACUGCGGUUUAUUUAAGGAUGGCGUCUAAAAGCAUGGGUUUGUUUUUCUUUGUUCAGGUUUUCGCUGUAAUCCUGUACCAAAUCAACACAUUCCCCACACCGCAGGAAGCAAGUGAUAAAGCUGUGUACAACAGAGCACUAACCCAGGAGAGACCUUUACAAGAGCAGAUUGCAGAAGCAGACAGUAUCAGUAAAUCAGAGCCAAAAGAUAACCAAAAUGAAUCGGACAGCGAUGAUUUCAGUCUCCUCAGAUCGUUGGCAGAACAAGUUAAUAAGGACGAGACCAGCGAGCCCCAAACAACCACCUCCACUGACUAUCCAUAUUUCCUUGGUGACGCUGACUCCACAAAGAGCCGGAGACUGGCUGAAGAUUAUGACUCCACCAAAAAUGGAAUGGAAUACAAAUUUCAAGAUGACCCUGAUGGUCUUCGCCAGCUGGACGGGACACCACUGACGGCAGAAGACAUUGUCCAGAAGAUAGCUACAAAAAUAUAUGAGGAGAAUGACAGGGGAGUGUUUGACAGAAUUGUGUACAAGCUGCUAAAUCUAGGACUGAUCACAGAAAGUCAGGCUUAUACAUUGGAGGAUGAGGUUGCAGAAACUCUACAGAAACUAAUAGCCAGUCAAGCCAAAAACAAUGAGAUACAGGGCGUCAACAUCGACUACCCAGUUGCGAGGUCUGAGGAUGAUUCAGAACUGAAGAUGGUGGAGCAAAUGCGAACUGAGAAAUCCCACGAUAAGAACACGGAUGAGCGUAUGAUUGAUGAUGACAAGACGGAGGUUGAUGACACUGUGGGCAACACCUGGAUUCCUCCCACAGAGAUGGAGCGGAGGAAUAAACUGUCCUCUGAGGACGGCAUGGACAGCCUGGAGGACCUGCAGUACUUUCCCAACUUCUACAACCUCCUGAAAAACCUCGAUUCAGAACAAGAUGCAAAGGAAAAAGAAACAUUGAUCACCAUCAUGAAAACACUGAUCGACUUUGUAAAGAUGAUGGUCAAAUAUGGCACAAUUACACCAGAUGAAGGAGUGUCUUAUCUGGAAAAUCUUGAUGCAAUGAUUGCUCUUCAAACAAAGAAUAAACUUGGAAAGUCGCUGGUUUAUUCUGACAUCAAACAAUCAACAGGGAGGACCAGUGAUGAGAUUGACAACACCAAGGAGGAAGCUGCCAAGAUGGAAAAGGAAUAUGAGACUCUAAAGGAUUCCACCAAGAAAGAAGAGCAGCAAGAACCUGACAUGGGACCGAAUGGGAAGACUGAAAUCUAUUUGGAAGCAAUCAGAAAGAAUAUUGAGUGGCUGAAGAAGCAUAACAAGCAAGGGAACAAGGAAGAUUAUGAUCUUUCAAAGCUGAGAGACUUCAUGGACCAGCAGGUGGAUUCUUACAUUGACCAGGGGAUCCUGCAGAAAGAUGAAGGAGAAGUUAUCAAGAGGCCUAAAUGUCGUCGUACAUCAGAAGUGCUUCGACAAUAA